Molecule: messenger RNA, 2484 nt
Organism: Carassius gibelio (silver crucian carp)
Lineage: Eukaryota; Metazoa; Chordata; Actinopteri; Cypriniformes; Cyprinidae
Product: adhesion G protein-coupled receptor E3-like
Exons: 20
Coding region: 1-2484 (827 amino acids)
Biological process (GO): cell surface receptor signaling pathway; adenylate cyclase-activating G protein-coupled receptor signaling pathway
Cellular component (GO): membrane
Molecular function (GO): G protein-coupled receptor activity
Source: RefSeq, a predicted model, not a curated record
AUGGCAUACUGUGCAGCCGUUACUAACAUCAGCAGCACUGAUACAACAGUCACACCAGAGAUGAGCUCAACUGUUAAUCUGUCUGACCCAUGCAACAACUACAUUGAGCUGAAUGAAUCAUGGAGAGCCACCACUUAUAAUGAUACAUCAGUCUUAAAGUGUGACGCCUCAGUCACCUGGAGCGGCUGGUAUCGUCUCUUCAUUAACGGUGUGAGCGCUCACAUCCCAGACACGUGUGUUGAUGUCUACAGAUGUAGCACCCAUGUUCCCCUGUGGAUACCUGCUGGACACCCAACAGUUGAGGAUGGAGUCGUCACUCGAGAUGUCUGUGGUCACUGGGACAAUUACUGCUGCUAUUACGGGUCUUUUCCCAUUAAAGUCAAAGCCUGUCCAGGAAAUUAUUACGUCUAUGAGCUGGUUAGUCCAACUAAAUGCGCUGCAGCAUACUGUGCAGCCGUUACUAACAUCAGCAGCACUGAUACAACAGUCACACCAGAGAUGAGCUCAACUGUCACCUGGAGCGGCUGGUAUCGUCUCUUCAUUAACGGUGUGAGCGCUCACAUCCCAGACACGUGUGUUGAUGUCUACAGAUGUAGCACCCAUGUUCCCCUGUGGAUACCUGCUGGACACCCAACAGUUGAGGAUGGAGUCGUCACUCGAGAUGUCUGUGGUCACUGGGACAAUUACUGCUGCUAUUACGGGUCUUUUCCCAUUAAAGUCAAAGCCUGUCCAGGAAAUUAUUACGUCUAUGAGCUGGUUAGUCCAACUAAAUGCGCUGCAGCAUACUGUGCAGCCGUUACUAACAUCAGCAGCACUGAUACAACAGUCACACCAGAGAUGAGCUCAACUGCUGUUACUAACAUCAGCAGCACUACUACAACAGUCACACCAGAGACGAGCUCAGUUGUUAUAAAUAUAACACUGCAGGAAGGAUGCACCAAUAUUUCUGGAGGCUGUUUUCAAAAUCUUCUUGAGAAAAUAGAGAACAUUACAGCUCAAGUCCUGCCUUUUGAUACUGUGUCCAGCAUUUUGAAUGUGAUCUUCAAUGCUUCAGAGAAGAUUUUAGAGUCAUCAUCAUCAUCAAACCCAGCUGAACUUGCCUCCUAUGGAAACCGUGUGUUAAAAACCAGUGAGAAACUCAUUUCUACAUUAGUGAAGCCGACGGACACAAGUGUCAAUGUCAGUUUUACUCUUGCUGCUAUAGAGGGACAGGUCUUCAUGGUUGGACCACAGGUCACUUUAGAUAAAAUCCCUCGACUCGACACAACAAAUUCUUCUGUGGACAUCGAUCUCAUUGGGAUCGCAAGGAACAACACUGAAAGAUCAGCUGCUGUGGCUUUCAUGAGCUACAACAUGAUGGAGAACCUACUGAAGCCAGACUUCUUCAACAAAUCCAAUGACACGAUUAAAACCAUGAUGUCCACUGUGAUCUCAGCUACUCUUCCCAAAACCACCAACACUAAACUAACUAAACCAGUCAACUUCACCCUCAAACACAUCAGAGAGUUCGAUCCCAAUGGUUCUCUUUUCUGUGUGUACUGGAAUAUCAGCGCGUGGAUUGUAGAUGGUUGUUCUGUUUUAAAGUCCAACAGCAGCCACACUGUGUGUUCCUGUGAUCAUCUGUCCACAUUCGCUCUCAUCAUGCAAACCAGCCGCCCACCAGAGAGCGACUCACUAAUGGAGCUGUUGGAUUUGGUGUGUGUGUCCGUGGGGCUGGUGUUCUUCACUUUGGCCCUGUUGACCUUUGCCCUUUGUCAGUGGAGUCCUGGAGUGAAUAAUGUGGCUCGAAUCAACAUCUGCAUCAGUCUUCUGUUGGCUCACCUUCUGUUUCUGCUCACACAGCAGUUCCUGAGCCUCAUACGUCCUCUGCAGGUGUUGUGUGCCGUGAUCUCAGGACUUCUGCACUUCUUCUUUCUCUCCGGCUUUGUGUGGAUGUUCAUUGAAGCUGUGCUGCUCUUCAUCUGUGUAAAGAACUUAUCACAAAUCAGCUCCAGAAAGAGGGAGGUUCUUAGCAGUGGAUUCCUGUGUGUGAUUGGAUAUCUGGUUGCUCUGGUUGUGGUGUGUGUGUCUGUCGGUCUGGUUCCUGAAGGCUACGGCAGCGAACACUGCUGGAUUAAAAUGGACAAGAGCUUCAUCUGGAGUUUUUUGGGCCCUGUUUGUGUCAUACUAACAUUGAACAUGAUUUUCUUCAUCAAGAUCGUCAUCACUCUGAACUCAACUCUAAAAAAGCUCAACGCUGAAGUUUCACAGAUGAAACAAACCAAGAUCGUGGUGUUUAAAACCCUGGCUCAGUGUGUGGUUCUUGGUUGCCCCUGGAUUCUGGGUUUCUUCACUAAUGGCAGUAAGGUGCUGGAGAUCAUCUUCCUGAUCUUGAACUCCCAGCAGGGAACCUUCAUCUUCCUGAUCUACUGUGUCCUCAAUAAUGAGGUCAGACAGCAGUACAGGGAGUUCUUCAGAUGUCUUUGCAGUGGUAAACAACACUGA